AUGGACCAACUCUCAGUGAUGAACUAUCAGCCUUUGACGUGGGCCUUCAGCCACCCAUGGGCGCCGCCCGUCAGCCCUCCUCCCGCCCACAUCAUCACGCCCUCACGGAUGUCCCACAAGGCCAAGGCCUUCACCAUCGACGCCCUUCUGGGACUUGACACUCAAAAGGAUCUUCCUGCCGCACCCACAUCCCCGCCUGCAUCUCCAGUGUCCCUCCUUCAUGAAUCCUACGACACCAGCCCUAGGGACGCCCCCGGAAAGAUCAAGCGACAUCGCACAGUGUUCACAGACUCGCAGCUUCAGCGACUGGAGGAGGAGUUCCAGCGACAGCAGUACCUGGUGGGCCCCGAGCGGCGCUACCUGGCCAGCCAGCUGGAGCUGAGUGAGCUGCAGCUCAAAGUAUGGUUCCAGAACCGACGCAUCAAGUGGCGCAAGAACCAGCUCAGCGCGACGCAGGAUCGCGACGCCUGCACAUCUCCUCCGUCGUCUGAAUAUGAAUGCCAUGGAUUAACCUUCAAUUUGAAAACCUAUAAGGUAAAUGAACCUACAAUUUUGCUCAAACCAGGAAGAAAAAUCUCCAGCAUGUCAACAUUCUCACCUACAAUUUCACUAACAGAUCUACCAACAAUCGCCCCCCUCGUUUUCUCGAUGUCCCGCACCAUACCCCAGUGUCUCUGUCACCUACUAACAUUUGCAAGGACCAAUAGAGUGCAAAUUGAAAAUAUCUUGCCAGUAGCAUUAAGGGACUACAGUCAAGACAGUGUGGGCGGGGCUACUCUUCUCGUUAACUCUGCCUCAUGUGUGAAAAUUAAUUAG
Messenger RNA from Penaeus indicus, 816 nucleotides. Its product is annotated as ventral anterior homeobox 2a-like. Gene Ontology annotation, molecular function: RNA polymerase II cis-regulatory region sequence-specific DNA binding; DNA-binding transcription factor activity, RNA polymerase II-specific. Bases 1 to 816 code for a protein of 271 amino acids. Gene Ontology annotation, biological process: brain development; regulation of transcription by RNA polymerase II; central nervous system development. NCBI's taxonomy places the organism in Eukaryota, Metazoa, Arthropoda, Malacostraca, Decapoda, Penaeidae. The record is from RefSeq and is a predicted model, not a curated record. Gene Ontology annotation, cellular component: nucleus. The transcript has 4 exons.